Mycotypha africana is the source of this 396-nucleotide messenger RNA. RefSeq lists its product as uncharacterized. The transcript is spliced from 4 exons. The record is from RefSeq and is a predicted model, not a curated record. NCBI's taxonomy places the organism in Eukaryota, Fungi, Mucoromycota, Mucoromycetes, Mucorales, Mycotyphaceae. The coding region runs from base 1 to 396 and encodes 131 amino acids.
AUGAAUACCACCAAAUUAAGCGAACAAAAGUAUUUGUUCCACUCGGGACAAACUUAUUGCGUCUAUAACGAUAUGACGGAUGGAACAAAGAUUCACGUUGUACAAAUCAAUGCUGAUCGUUUUUCUGCUUUCAAAAAAUGGAUAUCACCUGGAAAUAGAGAAUGUUGUCCCUUUACAAACCAUGAUUGUUGUUUCUCUCAGGUCAAAUGGGAACUCACCAAUUUCAGGGUUAAGUUUGAGUUUCCGUUAUAUACGAGUGAAUACAAACUAAUCAACUGUAGGGGCGGUGGUGCCCUUGUUUUGAAAGGAUCACUUGCAGGAGGUUAUUGGGGAGAAUGUACUGAUGAUGAAGGAGUAACUCGACAACUGGCAUUUGGUGAGGAUCGUGUAUACUAA